Molecule: messenger RNA, 675 nt
Organism: Acipenser ruthenus (sterlet)
Lineage: Eukaryota; Metazoa; Chordata; Actinopteri; Acipenseriformes; Acipenseridae
Product: cytochrome c oxidase subunit 6A, mitochondrial
Exons: 3
Coding region: 208-534 (108 amino acids)
Biological process (GO): mitochondrial electron transport, cytochrome c to oxygen
Cellular component (GO): mitochondrial inner membrane
Molecular function (GO): enzyme regulator activity
Source: RefSeq, a predicted model, not a curated record
CCCAGGAUUCUGGCAGAAAGACAGAAUCGGAGAGAAGGGGAGGAGAAAAAGACUUUAGAAACGGCCAUGCUUGGCGAUUCAAGGGCACAGACAGACAGAGAGGCUCACAGCGAGACAGAGUUCAGUUCUGAAGCCCAGUCGCCCGUACCCGGGGAAUAGCUUCCUUUUCCUUCGUCGUGUGAAAAAAAAAAAAAAGAGCGAGAGAAGAUGGCUGCCGUCCCACGCGCGUCUCUCGGAAUGUUCAGGAGGGCCCUCGCCACGGAGACGGGCGCCGGAGGUCACGGGGGUCACCAGGGGGGAGCUCGUACCUGGAAGAUUCUGUCGUUCACCGUGGCUCUGCCGGGGGUGGGGGUCUGUAUGCUGAAUGCCUGGCUGAAGAUGCAACACCACUCCCACGAGACCCCCGCCUUCACCCCCUACCCUCACCUGUAUGUCAGGACCAAGCCCUUCCCUUGGGGUGAUGGGAACCACUCUCUCUUCCACAACCCUCACACCAACGCCCUCCCCACCGGCUAUGAGGGCCCUCGCCACUGAACAGCACCGAGAGAGCGAGCGGCGCCACCUACUGGAGGGAGGACCACACUGAAUCAGAAAAGCAGAGAGAGAGGGUGACAAUAAUAACAACAUUAAUAAUAAAAAUAAUAAUAAUAGUAAUAAACUCAGCUUCCAAAACGC